Messenger RNA from Sinocyclocheilus grahami, 956 nucleotides. Its product is annotated as kelch domain-containing protein 8B. The transcript is spliced from 4 exons. The annotation marks the transcript as partial. Gene Ontology annotation, cellular component: cellularization cleavage furrow; intercellular bridge; midbody. The record is from RefSeq and is a predicted model, not a curated record. Gene Ontology annotation, molecular function: protein binding. Gene Ontology annotation, biological process: mitotic nuclear division; nuclear chromosome segregation; mitotic cytokinetic process. Lineage: Eukaryota; Metazoa; Chordata; Actinopteri; Cypriniformes; Cyprinidae.
AUGGCAAGGUAUAUGCACUGGGUGGAAUGGGAGCCGACACGACUCCUCAGGCCUCAGUGAGGCUGUAUGAGCCGACAAAGGACCAGUGGCUGCCCCACACCUCCAUGCCCACCCCGCGCUACGGAGCCUUCUCCUUCCUGCGCGGUAGCAAGAUCUAUGUUCUGGGUGGGCGUCAGGGCAAGCUGCCAGUGACCGCAUUCGAGGCCUUCGACCUUGAGAUGAAGAGUUGGACGCGGUAUCCGUGCAUCCCCAGCCGCAGAGCGUUCUCCUCAUGUGCUGCCAGCGACAGGGCGUUUUUCAGCCUGGGGGGUCUUCAGCAGCCUGGACCCCACAACUUUUACUCCAGACCUCACUUCGUCUCCACUGUAGAGGAAUUUGAUUGUGAGCAGGGUGUGUGGUUGAAAGCCACGCGGAGCUGUCGCAUGAGAGAGAAGCGGGCAGACUUCGUAGCUGGCUGUCUCGGUGGACGGGUCAUCGCUGCGGGGGGACUCGGUAACCAGCCAUCCCCACUGGCGUCAGUGGAGAGUUAUAACCAGCUGAAGAGGAGAUGGGAACCCGUGGCUCCCUUACCUAGCCCUCGCUGCUCCUGUGCCUCCAUUCAGACCCCCAACAUGCUGUUCCUCAUCGGAGGGGUGUCCCAGGGUCCCAGCAAUGCCGUGGAAGCCCUCUGUUUGAAAGAGACAGUCUGACACACACAUACACACACUAAUGAACAACUACACAAAUCCUCACAUGCUGUACUUUCCGGAGUGUAAGCUCUGCAAACACACACGAGCAUACUGACGUCAAGUUAACAUGUAUGUCUCCGACAAAUAUUCACAGACUUUCCCCUCAGAGGACGCAUCAGCUUUAUACUUUGAAUAGUGGAGACAAUCUACUGGCGCUUGGACAGCAUUCCACACCCCUGGACAGAAGAGUUUUGGACUGGAGAUCUAAGACAAGCAAAAAAUAUAUAC